UAGGCUCUGUAAAAGAACCAGUGUUGCCAUUUUAACCCAGACCAACACUGCUGACUUUCCAUUCUUCAGCAGCCACAAUAGCACAGACCAAUACACAAUGGGAAAUGAAACCACAGACUUCACCGACUGGCCACUGACAACAGAAUUUGACUACAGUGAUUCAACGCCUUGCCCUGCAACUGAGGAAAAGCACUUUGCAGCAAUUUUUUUGCCACCACUUUAUUCUUUAGUGGUGAUAUUUGGCCUGACAGGCAACAUGCUCGUUGUCCUUAUCCUGGUAAAAUAUAAGAGGCUGAAGAGUAUGACUGACAUCUACCUGCUCAACUUGGCCAUUUCUGAUCUGCUGUUUGUAUUUUCUCUCCCUUUUUGGGCUUACUAUGCAGUUCACGACUGGAUUUUUGGGGAGGCACUGUGUCGAAUUCUGUCAGGUGUCUACCUCCUUGGCUUCUACAGUGGCAUCUUUUUCAUAAUCCUCUUGACUCUGGACAGGUACCUGGCCAUAGUGCACGCAGUGUUUGCUUUGAAAGCCAGGACAGUUGCCUACGGCAUCCUUGCCAGCAUUGUCACUUGGGUUGUUGCUGUUCUUAUUUCUGUCCCUGGGGUAGUAUUUCACAAAACUCAGAAGGAAAGUUCAGGCUAUACUUGCAGUGCUCAUUAUCCGUCAGAGCAGAGAAAUGCAUGGAAGCAAUUCCUCACCUUAAAAAUGAAUAUCCUGGGACUUCUUAUUCCAAUGUUAAUCAUGAUCUGCAGCUACACACAAAUUAUAAAGACAUUACUGCAAUGUAGGAAUGAGAAGAAACAUAAAGCAGUCAGGCUUAUUUUUAUUAUCAUGAUUAUCUACUUUAUUUUCUGGGCACCAUACAACCUUUGCAUUCUCUUGCGUGAUUUUCAAGGUGCAUUUUCUAUCUCUACUUGUGAAGGGAAUGGUCGACUGCACAAAGCAAUUCAAGUGACAGAAACAAUCUCAAUGGUCCAUUGUUGUAUCAACCCUAUAAUUUAUGCCUUCGCUGGAGAAAAAUUUAGGAAAUAUCUUCGCAGCUUUUUCCAUAAACAGAUCGCAGUCCACAUGUCUAAAUUGUGUCCCGUUUUCUAUGCUGAUACAGCUGAACGAGCAAGCUCCACCUACACACAAUCUACUGGAGAACAAGAAGUUUCUGCUGCAUUAUAAGCUCUGUCUAGUGAAAAUAUAGAAUUGUGAGAUCAACUCUGUGAUGAAUGGCUUCUGAAUCUCUCCUGGAUAUUGUCUUUAAGGCAGCUGCAAAAAAAACCACAAACAAACAACAAACAAAACCCCACGGAAUACAUAUUUACCAAAGUUUGCAUUUGCUCACAGACUUGGGUAUUUGCAAAUGAAUGAAGAAGAGAUUUUUUGAAGUGAACUAUAGGUUAUAAAGUUACACUGGUUCUUCAGAAACAUCUCUUGACUGUACAUUAUACAAGGUACCUCACUCAUUUAAACUCAGUCUUAGUCAUAUUUUUACUAGUCUGGUUGCGUAUCUCUGUAAAUAAUGCUAAAUUACUAAGGUCUGUCAUACAGCAUGGAAUGGAAAAUUUUAUACACUUAGAAUGGACUCUGAUAUUUCAUGGUAUAUUUUCCUUUGUGUAUAGUUGAGUCCUAAUCACUUAGAUUUUUCUCAUAGUAGCUCUAACUUCUAGGGUCUGAUACCUGAGUGACUUUUGAGUUCAAUACUUCUGAAGGCUCUCUUUUACUCAUCUCAUGUUUUAUAUGCUACUCAUGCUAAAAAGAUAAUGUAAUUGAUCUGUCAUUAAAAAGCUAAUGUCCUGUAGCUGUUCAGGAAAUCAGUGUGGUAAUAGUAUUUUAAAACUAAAGUAUUUCAAAUGAAGCUUUAAUCAGGUUAGAUCCAACAUGAAGAGUGAGUCAACAGUGUUCUAGCUUUUUAGUGCAGUGAUUUUGCUUGCUAUUUUUGUAGCCUACAUGAGAGAAAAACUUUAAAAAAAAAUAAUGCAGGCAUAAUGGCUGCCGAACCACAACAGUGUUAGAGGUGUGAAAAUGAUUUCUGAAGUGGAUUGACACAGAUGUUUUUAGAGAUAAGCAUAUGUUAUAAACAUUUAAGUUAACAAAACAUC
Oenanthe melanoleuca is the source of this 2088-nucleotide messenger RNA. RefSeq names its product C-C chemokine receptor type 5-like. The transcript is spliced from 2 exons. Gene Ontology annotation, cellular component: cytoplasm; membrane. The coding region runs from base 98 to 1168 and encodes 356 amino acids. Gene Ontology annotation, biological process: positive regulation of monocyte chemotaxis; immune response; inflammatory response. Gene Ontology annotation, molecular function: C-C chemokine receptor activity. NCBI's taxonomy places the organism in Eukaryota, Metazoa, Chordata, Aves, Passeriformes, Muscicapidae. The record is from RefSeq and is a predicted model, not a curated record.